GCUUACACGGAGGGUAUGCAUCAAUCCAUACCUCUAUCCACAGCCUAUAUAAGCCGGUGCUGGAGUUUCAGAGUCUUAUUCAGAGCUCUCAUCUCUACGAAGAUAAAACUCCGAAGAGAUCGAUCUGCACCUGAACCCGCUGAAAUCAACACGGCCAUGAAUAACGGAAGGCACCGUUAUCUUACCUUUCUGUACUUAACUUGCCUGGCUAUGGACAUCUCCGUUGCUCCGAACAUCGCCCCAACUUCGCGUGGCUUUGUUCAAGGGCAGCCUGAGCUUCAACAGGCCAUGGACAAUAGACAACCUGAGGACCCCUCUAGGAAAAGGCAGGCCCCACUCACUAGUGGCUACCUACUAAACCAAGGAUAUCCCGCUUUGUUCAAACGCAAAACUUCAGAUCUCCUCCAGGAAGCAGAAACUAUGUUAAACAGAGUCAAGAUUUUUAAGGAACGAAUAUGGCUUCAAACAUUCCUCUAUCGACUGAAAUCUCUGGAGAGAGCGCUAGAACAAACCGAAUACCUGUACAAUGCAGAAACGUAUAAUGAUUAUAAUGAUUUUAUUAAUAGCCAUUUUGGUAAGAAUUGGAGGCAAAUGGCAAUGCUACGCCCAGAAUUCGCUAUCCCAGCCAUAAAUGCAUCUGAAGUGAAAGUCCCAGCCAUAAAUGCACCAGCCCCAGCCAUAAAUGCACCAGCCCCAGCCCUAAAUGCGCCAGCCCCAGCCAUAAAUGCAUCUGAAGUGAAAGUCCAGAAGUUGGCAUUUGAAUACCCAGUAGCAUCACCAGCAUUGAAACAAACGGUCCUAGGAAAUGAUUAUCCUUCUAAUAAUCUAGAUGAGGAUGAAUCGCAACUAAAAGGAAUGGAAGAUGAUCAGUUAGUUCGAGAGUUACAAAGCUUACAUAAGAACAAAGUUGAAUCUCCAAGUAAUCCUGAUCAAAGCACAGAAGCACACUCACCUAGCAUGAAAACUCCUGAAGAACCUAGAAAAUAUAUUCAAGAAACGGAGAAAGAAGGUUUCAAAUCAAGGAUAAGCGAAGAUAAGUUGGAAAAGGGAAUACUAAGCACAAUGCUUCAGCAUGAGGUGGCACAACUUCAGAGUAAGGGAAAAUCCCAAGCUGAAAUAACGAAAACUUUGCAUCUUGACAAUCCGCAUUACGCAAGUAUUAUAAAUCCAAGUCUGAAUACUCAAGAGUCGAACAGAAGAGAUAUAAAUAACUUUGAAGCUGCGGAACCUAACCAAGCUAAUAAAGCUAUACAAGGGGUAAAUGAUUUAAAACAAGACGAAAAAGUCAUUGUUGGAAUUAAACCAGACAUGUCAAACUCAGAAGAAAUUCAAAUUUAUUCUAAACCUCCGCAGCCAAAAGUAACAUACAUAAAUAACACUUACCAGCAUAUGCUUUUGAAUGGACCAACGGCUGAUUCCAAAGUUCAAGAAAUUCGUGAGCCCCAGAACAUACCAGGUAAUGCUGCCCAUGAGCAUCAUGACGCUAUUCAAGACUCAAUCGCGUAUCUCCAGAAGCAAGAUCAACCCACUUAUGCAAUAAGAAGUCAUGUAAUGCAACCCCCUAACAAUCUGGGACCCAAUUAUCCGCAUUUUAUCUCAUAUCCCUAUGUAGAGGUCCCUAAGGGAACUCUGAAACCUCAGCGACAACAAAAACAAAGUAAUGUUCUAACCCCACUUCCACAUUACUCAGAGUAUAUUGCUAGGGGCAGUUAUGCUCCUUAUCCUUAUUUGAAACUAUGGGAUCAUAAGAAUGCCACAUUCCUUCAAUCGCACUUGAUGACAUCCAUUCCAUAUAAAUCUAAUUCAAGUCAUAAAAUUGAUGCAGAGCUGAGUGAUGACAUGAAGAGACAACUGAGAGAUGGAAAAAUUAUUGUAUUAUCUGACAGCCUUGUUCGCAAAUUUUGAAACAAGUACAAAAGAUGAAGAGCAUUCAGAAGUGCAGACGGAAAAUCCUGAAAGUGAACCGGCCAAAAUUUAGAAUGACACAGAAGUUUAACGUCAAGAAGUUAGUUCAGUUCCCCUCUCAAUAUCGUGACAAAGUGGUGUUGUGAACCUUUUAUGCAUUGCCAUUAAAGAAUAAAUUAUCAUAUUAUAUCGAAAGAAAUAAUUUUUUGUCCAUCUGUAACUGUGGUAGAAUACAUUUAAUAAAUGUUUCAUUAAUAAUGUAUGCUUUCACAUAAUUCAGAAGCGUAAAAAGAGCUUUGCACUAUUAUGACACUUAAAUACUUCUGUGAAUGGAACAGAAUGUAUUCCCUCCAACAGAUGUAACAACCGUUUAAUAAAAUAUCGCAUGUUAUAAAGA
Stegodyphus dumicola is the source of this 2302-nucleotide messenger RNA. RefSeq lists its product as uncharacterized. The record is from RefSeq and is a predicted model, not a curated record. NCBI's taxonomy places the organism in Eukaryota, Metazoa, Arthropoda, Arachnida, Araneae, Eresidae.